AUGGUUGCGGGCGUACAGAGUGCGACAGAUACCGAGGCCGCAGUCUUUGGUACCACUCUACUGCUUCUAUGCGAGACCUUCUUCGAUAAGACCCGGCCUACCAACCAGGGAAUGGUGAAGCAAUGGCAGGCUGAAAGUGCCAUCGGUGAGAUGUCGAAAGGCUUCGUCUUGGUCCAUGAGACCCAGCAUAUGCUUAUUGCCACGGGAGCGGGAGAACGUGCGGAUGAUCUCAAGAACCCGUUCUUCGGAUUCCUUGAUGAUAGGUCUGAGGACUGCUACUCCGCCACAUGCUGCUCCCGCUUGUCAGCAGCAGAGAAGGUGAAGAAUGCGCAGAACUAUGCCAUCUUUGCACUCGAUUCGAUGGCAUUCCCCAACGCGGAGGAACAGCCCGCUUGCCCGGCAUCACCUGCAUCCUCGACUUUGCUGCGCCAGAAGCGCCAAGUACGGUUUGACAACUCGACCACUUCGUCGGCGCCGCCUUCUUUGUCUCGUACUCCCCUGCCACCCACUAUGAUCACUUCAACUAGCAAGCCUCCCUCAAGAGUUGCGACUCCGACACCCUCUCGUAGCGCAGAGCCCGAAGUCAUCACGGUAUCAGGCACUGUUGCAGUCGUCAUCCCUGCGGGAGCAGUCGCCUUCGGCGGACCUGGUGGUGGCCUUGCCUCGUUCGGAGGCGUCGUUAUCCCCGUUCCCGAAGGACAGACAGUCAGCGACCCCUCAAAGGAUCCCCAACAAUCAGGACCCGAUGAACCCACCAACACCCCCCGCCAAACCCAGUCCCCGACGACGAGCUCGAAACCUGUCAGCAGUUCUGCGCCCUGCAGUAAGCCUGCAGAGAAGACCUACAAGCCAGCCGUCGAGAACGUCUGCGAAGAUUGGUCUGGUAUGAACCAGACAGCCUUCAAGCCCCUCAUCGCAGGCAUUCCUCUCGUAGAUUGGGAGGGUGCUCCUGUUGUGUCGACUACGUCUGUCUUGGAGACUGUGGAGGUGACCACUAUGCUGGUGACAAGCACCGCCGCCCCGGCGCCAUCAGCUACGCCAUCAGCGGAGCCAAAGGUCGACCCUGUCGCUUGCUACAACUUUGACAUCAACGCGUACGGAUACUGCUGCCCUGGUGAGGGCAACCCUUGCCAGAAUGAUAUUGGAAAGUGUUACUUCAAUGGAGAGGGUGUUUCAGGCGGCGCGAGUGGUGUCGUGCCCGAUGGUGCGCGAUGCCCGCCUCCUCCGGGUGCCGAGUACUGCAGAGGUGCUUGCGAGGAGUAG
Messenger RNA from Colletotrichum fioriniae, 1263 nucleotides. RefSeq lists its product as uncharacterized. The record is from RefSeq and is a predicted model, not a curated record. Gene Ontology annotation, molecular function: metallopeptidase activity. Lineage: Eukaryota; Fungi; Ascomycota; Sordariomycetes; Glomerellales; Glomerellaceae.